GCUUCUUUGGGGUAAAUUCUAUCCGGAAGUGAAGGAACCGGUUUCAUGGCGUGAUCGUUUUCGUCUUCUUCAUUUGUUCUUCUUCUUCCUCUUCUUCUCCAUCAUCAGUCUGUCAUUCUCUUGUCUAGAGAAAUAUAGUGGAAUAAGAAUUCAUAAGAGAGACAAGUCCCAGUAUGCUUCUUACAUUCAAGUUCUAACUGUGUUUGUGUGAGCCGGCCAGAAAAUAAAAGAUAAUAGUCAAAGAAAGAAUUAGUUCACUGUUAAGAAGUAACAUGUAAGUAACCAUUGGUUUACGAGCUCAUUUGUCGUUUAGUUGGCGAACAGAGUGGAUUGUAUUUUAUUUCAUCAUAUCGUAUCGAUUAAUAUACUAUACGAUCGAUUAUUAUACAAGUUUAUUAUAUUAUAAAAACGUAUAAGAAAAAAAGGCAGAACUACCAAAUUUUGCACACAUCUCCACAUAUAUUAAAUAUAAAAAUGUCUCAGGAGAUGAAUGAUGAAAGUUGUUCUAGUGCAAUAUCUCGUCUUUCAAUAAAUGAAGUUGAAUCAAAAGAUUCAGCUUCUAAAUAUGAAGGUAGAAAUAAAGAAGUUUCUGGACUCACACAUGAAUGUGGUGUUUUUGGGUGUAUUGCUGCAGGAGAUUGGCCACCACAAAUUGAUGUAAGCCAAAUGAUAUGUCUUGGUUUAGUCGCUUUACAACACAGGGGUCAAGAAAGUGCUGGAAUUGUUACAAGUCAAGGUGUUUGCUCUAAGUCGUUUUGUGUUCAUAAGGGUAUGGGAAUGAUUAAUAACAUUUUCAACGAUGAAAGCAUCAAGAAACUCAAAGGCAAUUUAGGAAUAGGUCAUACUAGAUACAGCACUUGUGCAGCUAGCGAAGAAGUUAAUUGUCAACCUUUCGUAGUUCAUACAGCACACGGUGCUUUAGCAGUUGCUCAUAAUGGAGAACUUGUAAAUACAGAAUCAUUAAGAAAAAUGGUAUUAGGUCGGGGUGUGGGUCUCUCGACGCAUUCAGAUUCUGAAUUAAUAACGCAAGCUUUAUGUUUAAAUCCUCCUGAAGGUGAAGUUAAUGGUCCAGAUUGGCCAGCACGUAUCAAACAUCUCAUGCAAUUAGCACCAUUAUCCUAUUCUUUAGUAAUCAUGCAAGGAGAUAAAAUUUAUGGCGUUAGAGACCCAUAUGGAAACAGGCCUUUAUGUUUAGGAAAAAUAGUACCUAUUGGCAAACUCGCUGCAGGUGAUUCAGAUGACGACGAUGAAGCAGAAGGUUGGGUAAUCUCGUCAGAGUCUUGUGGUUUCUUAAGCAUUGGUGCAAGAUAUGUGCGGGAAGUUUUUCCAGGUGAAAUUGUUGAAUUGACUCGUGAGGGUAUUAAAACUAUUGACAUUGUAGAUAGACCAAAUAAUAAACGACAAGCAUUUUGCAUAUUUGAAUAUGUUUACUUUGCUCGAAGUGACAGUAUUUUUGAAGGACAAAUGGUAUAUUCAGUUCGUAUGCAAUGUGGUCGUGUAUUAGCAAUAGAAUCUCCGGUAGAAGCCGAUAUAGUUAGUUCUGUACCAGAAUCUGGUACUGCAGCAGCACAUGGUUAUGCUAGACAAUCUCAAAUACCAUUUGCUGAAGUACUUUGUAAAAAUAGAUACGUUGGAAGAACAUUUAUUCAACCUAGYACACGAUUAAGACAAUUAGGAGUUGCUAAAAAAUUUGGAGCUUUAUCCGAAAAUGUAAAAGGAAAAAAAUUAAUUCUGAUCGAUGAUUCUAUUGUUAGAGGAAAUACUAUUGGACCAAUCAUUAAACUUUUACGUGAUGCAGGAGCAAAAGAAGUAACAUAGUUGCAACUUUAUACAUAUAUAUAUAUAUAUAUAUAUAUAUAU
Messenger RNA from Polistes dominula (European paper wasp), 1860 nucleotides. Its product is annotated as amidophosphoribosyltransferase. Gene Ontology annotation, biological process: purine nucleobase biosynthetic process. Lineage: Eukaryota; Metazoa; Arthropoda; Insecta; Hymenoptera; Vespidae. Gene Ontology annotation, molecular function: amidophosphoribosyltransferase activity. The record is from RefSeq and is a predicted model, not a curated record.